AUGGGGCUUUUACUCGACGAAAUCGUCCAUCACGAACGCGAAAUCGAACAACUUGGCUCUGAAAUGCUGCUCCCAUUGCUCCAGCCUUCGGGGCCGACCGAGGCAUCUUCAGGCCAUCCGGGCAGCCUCGACACUGCCGAGUCCGGUGCAUCUUUGGGCGAUCUCGGGCCGGAUGAUCUGCCUUGGUUUCUGGAUGCUCGUUUCUUGGCCAGCCUAACAAUCUUGCGGCGUAGGUACACUCGGCUCCUUCAAGCCUGUCGAGCCUGCCAGUCACGUUGGCAACAGGCGGUAAGGCAGGCCGAGAGUCUGACAACCGAGACCGAUUGUCUGACUAGCGAUACGGCUCGUCUGACUGCUCAUCUGCUCUUCUCCUAUCUGGCCGUGACUCGAAAUUCGUCAGAUCGGACCGUUGCCGUGGCAACGGAGACAACGGCUCGACAACACAUCCUCUUGCUGUCUUGCGAAGGCCUUCGCGACAGCCUGUCGCGUCUCAGUCUGCGUUUCCAUGCGGAGGCUGGACGACUGAGACAGCGACUCUCUGACCUCGAUCGGCUGACCGAGGUGACGGCAUGUGAUACCGCUCCGGACGGCCGGAGUCGCAGCGGUGCUCAGCUCCACCGCUUGCAUCACUGCCUCAGCGUGGCUGAGACGCUGGCGGGCCGUUUGGACGCACGUUUGGCGGCUCGUCUUGAGGCGACUCAAUUGCUCUCCACCGAACGGACUCGAAUCGAGGCCCGCCUCGUCGAGGUCGACUCACAAUGCGCUGAGCAUUUGCUCACCGGACGCCUAAAAGAGGCCAACAGUCCGAGCGAACUGUUGGCUCGACUUGCGCAGUGGCGAGCGGUGAAUUGUGACUUGGAGCAGAGUCUGCAACGUCUGAUGGACGAGUUUGAGGCCCAUACACAUCGGCUAAUCGAGGAUCCAGUUGUUCUGGUGGAAUUGGACCACCUAGCAACCAAGACGGGACAUCUUGCCUCCUCCGGGGAGCAUUCACUUGGAGACGCCCAACUGCCGUGGGAUGACAACGAGGCAAAGGCAGUGGCCGAACAUUUGGCGGCCAUGGAGGCGGAGACGAGUCGACACACUUCCGAACUCGGUACUCAAGAUGUGUGCAGUCAAUCGUCUGACAGAGACACUCACCAUCACGAAGCUGACCCCAACAAGGUCAUGUUGUGGUUCGAUGGGCUCGAGGUUGUCGAGGCGUUCAAAUGCCGGCUGGACGUGCUGAGGACAACCACAACAGUAGGCGUGAUUUGA
This is a messenger RNA of Protopolystoma xenopodis, 1257 nucleotides long. NCBI's taxonomy places the organism in Eukaryota, Metazoa, Platyhelminthes, Monogenea, Polystomatidea, Polystomatidae. The record is from the annotation of a GenBank genome assembly.